CAUGACCACAAGCAGUCUUAUGUCGAAUACGUAUAUUUGCAUGAAUUGACUUUGUCAAUCUGUCUUCAACAUUAAGUGCAUAAUACAGCCUGCAUCCGGAUGUGACGAGAUUGUUACUGCAUUAUGCUCAGUGGGGAAUAUUUGAAGCCACACAAUAUUGCGGAGGAUUACGGAACCAUGGACAGGAUGUGUUGACAUGGUCGUCUUCAUUGGAUUCAAGCUUCCCUGUCCUGCUCUGGAUACAAUGAUGCAGCACUGAAUGGACGUCUCGUGCCACCAGCAGAGUGACAGCAUCCAAGAAACACCCACCAACAAUCUGGAGAGUUAUCUGAGGGUUGAGAAAGACAUACAAGAGACAGCAAGAAAGUAAAACGAGGAAAGAAAAUAAUUCUGAGUUAUAGAGCUGGAGGGAAAGAAGACAGGAGGAUAAAGAGAGAAGGGUUGAGUUGUGGAGCUGCCUGUGUGCUGCAGUGUGGAGGUUGGAGGUCAUGGUGGGGCGGGGCCUGUCGGUGUGUAAGCCCCGCUUUGGUAAGCGGGGGCGGUUCGGGGUGGUGCCUGCUCUCUGUGUGCUGAUAGUCAGUGCUGCCCUGCUAGCUCUGCUCUUCGUGGACUCCAUUGAGUCAUGGGCCACCUCCAUGAACAUGAACACAAUGGUAGAGGCGCAGGGGGGGAUCAUACCCCCACAAAGUGUCCCCCCAACCAGACCCGAGGAGUACCUCCUUAUGCCCAGCCCUCUCGUCUGCCAGCGUGCCAAACCCUACCUCAUCGCCAUGGUGACCUCCGCCCCAGCCAAUCAGAUGGCCCGCCAGGCCAUCCGGGACACGUGGGGUGGGGAGGUGGAGGUCAGGGGUCAUAGGGUCAUGACCUUGUUCAUGGUCGGGGUGGCCUCUGACCCCGGGCUAGCCAAGCUGCUGAUAGAGGAGGCCCGGGAACGAGGGGACCUGAUCCAAGGGCGCUUCUGGGACUCCUACUCUAACCUGACCCUGAAGACCCUCUCCAUGCUGAACUGGGCCCGACGCUUCUGCCCCCAGGCCCACUUCCUGGCCAAGGUGGACGAUGACGUCCUGUUCAACCCCGGGGCCCUGCUGCGCUACCUGAACAGGAGCACCGUGACCAACACCUACGAGCAUGGGGACCUGUACCUUGGCCGGGUCCACCUUCACGUGGCUCCAGACCGAGACCCAGACAGUAAGCACUACCUCCCUAGAGGGGCGUACCCUGCAUCUGUCUUCCCUGACUACUGCAGUGGCACUGCCUACAUCCUCUCUCGCUCCUCCCUGCUCAAGAUCUCCUUGAUGGCCGCUUCCUCACCUCUGCCCACCCCUCUGCCACCCGAGGACGUUUUUGUGGGUCUGUGUGCCCAUGCGGCUGGAGUGCUGCCCUCCCACUGCCCGCUGUUCUCUGGUGGGCCCGCAGUGCCCUAUGGGCGCUGCUGCUACCAGGCCAUGGUGUCCAUCCACCACAUCUCCCCCAGAGAGAUGCUCCGGUUUUGGGCUGACAUCCACUCCCCUCCCCCCUGCUCCUGGCUGGGCCUACGCGCCUCUCUGGGGGUCUGUAAAGUCCGGGCCAUGCUGGGGACCUUUCUGGGGGUGGAUCAGGGGCUGUGAGGGGGGUGUUGCCCUCGUGGAUAGGAAACUAUUGUGUUUUGGGGCUGUGCCUCAGCCAGGAUUUCAAUACUGUGAUUAGCACAAGCGCUCUAUUUCAUUGGGAAUGGUAAGGAAUCACUGUGCACUAUGAAAAUGUGCUUUUAUUUUUAUAGCUUUUUAGGAAUAUUUGAAUGUAUUUUAUGUUAUGUAAUAAUGCUGACAUUUUGUCAAAGCUGAAGGAAUAUGAAUCAGUAGUUGAAGGGAAUUAGUGUGAAGAUAUAUUUAAGACUGUUAGAACACACACAGACACAUACUGUAGGCCAGUGUUGCCCAACUCCAGUCCUCCAGUAUCUCCAACAGUACGCAUUUUAGUUGCAGCCCCUGACAAGCACACCUGAUUUAACUUGUCAACUAAUCAUCAAGCCCUCAUUGAGUUGAAUCAGGGAGUUUGUCCGGGGCUACAACAAAAAUGUGUGCUGUUGGGGAUACUGGAGGACUGGAGUUGGGAAACACUGCUGUAGAUAUGUAAAUAUUACUGACCAGGAAACACAUAACCUACAGGAUAUUUGCCAUUAAUGUAAGAAUUUAGAGUAAUGUUAUUCAUGCAUAAUGGAAUGUUUUACUAAUUAAAAUUGAAUUUUAUUUUUCACAUCCGCUUAAUACAACCGGUAUAGACCUUACAGUAAAAUGCUUACUUACAAGCCCUUAACCAACAAUGCAGUUUUAAGAAAAUGCGUGUUAAGUAUAAAAUAGAUAAGUAAAAUAUAAGAAAUAAAAUUAAUAAUUAAAGAGCAGCAGUAAAUAACAAUAGCGAGGCUAUAUACAGGGGGUACCGGUACAGAGUCAAUGGUUAGUCGAGGUAAUUGAGGUAAUAUGUACAUGUAGGUAGAGUUAAAGUGACUAUGCAUAAAUAAUAAACAGAGAAUAACAGCAGUGUAAAAGGGGGGGGGCAAUGCAAAUAGUCUGGGUAGCCAUUUGAUAAGCUGUUCAGGAGUCUUACGGCUUAGGGGUAGAAGCUGUUGAGAAACCUUUUGGACCUAGACUUGGCGCUCCGGUACCGCUUGCCUUGCGGUAGCAGAGAGAACAGUCUAUCACUAGGGUGGCUGGAGUCUAUACCACUACCUGGUAUAGAGGUCCUGGAUGUCAGGAAGCUUUGUCCCAGUGAUGUACUGGGCCGUGUGCACUACCCUCUGUAGUGCCUUGCGGUUGAAGGUGAAGCAGUUGCCAUACCAGGCAGUGAUGUAAUCAGUCAGGAUGCUCUCGAUGGUGAGAAGUCCAGGAUCCAGUUGCAGAGGGAGGUGUUUAGUCCCAGGGUCCUUAGCUUAGUGAUGAGCUUUGAGGGCACUAUGGUGUUGAACGCUGAGCUGUAGUCAAUGAAUAGCAUUCUCACAUAUGUGUUCCUUUUGCCCAGGUUGUAAAGGGCAGUGUUGAGUGCAAUAGAGAUUGCAUCAUCUGUGGAUCUGUUGGAGCGGUAUGCAAAUUGGAGUGGGUCUAGGGUUUCUGGGAUAAUGGUGUUGAUGUGGGCCAUGACCAGCCUUUCAAAGUACUUUAUGGCUACAGACGUGAGUGCUACAAGUCGGUAGUCAUUUAGGCAGGUUGCCUUUGUGUUCUUGGGCACAGGCACUAUGGUGUUCUGCUUGAGACAUGUUGGUAUUACAGACUCGGUCAGGGACAGGUUGAAGAUGUCAGUGAAGACACUUGCCAGUUGGUCAGCGCAUGCUCGGAUUACACGUCCUGGUAAUCUGUCCGGGCCUGCGGUCUUGUGAAUGUUGACCUGUUUAAAGGUAUUACUCACAUCGGCUACAGAGAGCGUGAUCACACAGUCGUCCGGAACACCAGUGUUGCUUGCUUCGAAACGAGCGUAGCAGUAAUUUAGCUCGUCUGGUAGGCUUGUGUAACUGGGCAGCUUGCGGCUGUGCUUCCCUUUGUAGUUUGUAAUAGUUUACAAGCCCUGCCACAAGACAAGCAUAAGGUCAGCUUACUGUAAGACUGAAACAACCGGCAAAAAGGACUUAGUACAUAGUCUCUUCUGUAUAGCUACUAUGUAAGAUUACUUACUGCCUAAGUAGACUCAGGCUGCUUUCACCUGUUAUAAAACAAUAGCACUAAAGAUGCAUGAAGUUGCCAAAAUGCAACUAACUCUUGCUUCCACUUUAAUAAUAUGGUAAAAAUGUAAAUGAUAGUUUCUCUCUUCCCCCACCCACUCCAGAUCACCCCCCACCCACUCCAGAUCACCCCCACCCACUCCAGAUCACCCCCACCCACUCCAGAUCACCCCCACCCACUCCAGAUCACUCCAGUAGUACCAAGCAUUUUCUCUAUUAUGUAUUCAGCUGAAAUGUCAAUCAAAACAAGUGGUUUUCUUUCAUUGUUUCCUCUCAUCGACUCAUGACCUUCAUCUGAACUGAAUUCUGAAUAGAUGAUUUGCUUUCAUCUGUGCAGUUCUAUAGAUAAACUUGAAGGAACAAAGUUUGAAACCGCGGCAAAGGGAGCACCUCAAUACACAGUCAGCCCUUCUUCCUUGGUGGUUCAAACGCUAUGGUCAGUCAACAGCACUGAAGACAUGAAGAAGACCAGAUGAGAUGGACCUGCCAUAGGCGAACACACACACACACACAGAUGCAGUAUUUAUAACCCCGCUUCAAUAACUUAUGUAACUGUCAUGUUUUGCAAGUAGAGUGUGAAUAAAAGACAUGCAUUGGUU
This is a messenger RNA of Oncorhynchus nerka (sockeye salmon), 4290 nucleotides long. It is a transcript of the gene b3galt4, whose product is annotated as UDP-Gal:betaGlcNAc beta 1,3-galactosyltransferase, polypeptide 4. NCBI's taxonomy places the organism in Eukaryota, Metazoa, Chordata, Actinopteri, Salmoniformes, Salmonidae. Gene Ontology annotation, molecular function: N-acetyl-beta-D-glucosaminide beta-(1,3)-galactosyltransferase activity. The transcript is spliced from 2 exons. The record is from RefSeq and is a predicted model, not a curated record. Bases 489 to 1607 code for a protein of 372 amino acids. Gene Ontology annotation, cellular component: Golgi membrane.